Messenger RNA from Cyclospora cayetanensis, 729 nucleotides. RefSeq lists its product as uncharacterized. The transcript has a single exon. The record is from RefSeq and is a predicted model, not a curated record. The annotation marks the transcript as partial. Lineage: Eukaryota; Apicomplexa; Conoidasida; Eucoccidiorida; Eimeriidae.
AGCACAUGCAGCAGCGGCACAUGCAGCAGCAGGAGGUAUUCCGUGAUGCAGCUGCCUGUACACCCUGUUCCUCAAGCCUUGGAAGCGCCAAGGGCGCCCUUUGGAUUUGAGUUUUUGCUGCAGCAGCUGCCCCCUUCGAUUGCGGGGUACUUUACUUCCCUGAGGCAGCAGCAUGGCAAACUGCAGCCGGAGCAGCAGCUGCUGCUCUUGGCAGCAGCAAGAGAUUUUGUACUGCACAACAUGUCAGCGCUGAGGGCAUACGGCUCGGUGCAACCCCGCCUGCAGCAGCAGCUGCAGCAGCGCUACAAGGAUCUGCUCGGCUGCAUUGCAGAGGAGCAAGGCCAGAUACUGCUCUCCCGACAGAGGCAGGGAGAACAAGAGAUGAAGGAGAAGCAGGAGAAACAGCAGCAGCAGGGGGAGAAGCAGGAGGAAAAGCUGCGUGCUCAGCAGCAACAUCAACAACAGGAGGGGGGGGGGGAAGAACGACUGCUGGGGGAACACGGCAUCGCAGCUCUGGUGUCUCUGCAGCAGCUGCGAGAUGCUCUGCAAAUCGAAGAGCAUUCUCUUGAUGCAGCAACUGCGCGCAAUGUGCUGCAGCGAUUCCAGCAGUGCCAGAAGCAGCAGCCAUCCAGACAGCCAGAACCUGUCAGAGUCAAACCUCCAGCAGCGCUGCUUGCUCUGGACGAAGUCUAUGGAUACAUCUACAGCCCCCAAGUUCUUAAGAAACAA